AUGUCUUUCGCUCCUGGUGACGAGAAGAAGGGUGCCAACCUCUUCAAGACCCGCUGCGCCCAGUGCCACAACCUUGAGGCUGGCGAGGGUAACAAGAUCGGCCCCAACCUGCACGGUCUCUUCGGUCGUAAGACCGGUUCCGUUGAGGGCUACUCCUACACCGAUGCCAACAAGCAGAAGGGCAUCACCUGGGACGAGAACACUCUUUUCGAGUACCUCGAGAACCCCAAGAAGUACAUCCCCGGUACCAAGAUGGCCUUCGGUGGUCUCAAGAAGCCCAAGGACCGUAACGACCUGAUCACUUUCCUCCAGAGCUCUACCAAAUAG
Molecule: messenger RNA, 327 nt
Organism: Xylona heveae TC161
Lineage: Eukaryota; Fungi; Ascomycota; Xylonomycetes; Xylonales; Xylonaceae
Product: cytochrome c
Exons: 4
Coding region: 1-327 (108 amino acids)
Biological process (GO): mitochondrial electron transport, cytochrome c to oxygen; mitochondrial electron transport, ubiquinol to cytochrome c
Cellular component (GO): mitochondrial intermembrane space
Molecular function (GO): electron transfer activity; heme binding
Source: RefSeq, a predicted model, not a curated record